AUGAAGCUCCUCUACCCAACAUCCCUCAAACUCGACAUCCAGAGCCUCGAGGGCUUCUCCGUCGACCUCUUCCCCUACGACGUCAAGAAGACCAUCCCCGAAGAGCACGUCGAUGCCGAGAUCCUCGUCACCUGGACAAACACAGCCGAGAACCUAAAAGACGCCGCAAAGCGCCUCACAAAGCUCCAAUGGAUCCAAUCCCUCGCCGCUGGGCCAAAUGAUGUUCUGGGUGCUGGAUUCGACGCCUCCAAGAUUAAGAUCACAACGGGCUCGGGUCUGCACGAUCACACUGUCGCUGAGCACGCGCUGGGUCUGCUGCUCAACGCCGCGCGCCGCUUCUACGAGAUGCGCGAUUAUCAACUUCAAGGAAAAUGGCCCGGUCAUUUGGGCGGCCCUCAGCCCGAUAGACCAAAGAAUUCAUUCACGACGCUGCGCGAUGCGCGUGUGCUCAUCUGGGGCUUCGGCAACAUUGCAAAGACCCUGACCCCGCAGCUCAUCGGCCUCGGCGCCGAAGUUCGGGGCAUUGCGCGCCGAAAGGGUGUCCGCAAUGGAAUUGAAGUCUACAGCGAAGACGAUCUCGACACACUCCUCCCCGAGACCGACGCUCUCGUCAUGAUUCUUCCUGGCUCUGACUCCACGCGCCAUGUUCUCAACGCUCAGCGCCUGAAGCAAUUGCCCAACCACGCGUGGAUUGUCAACGUGGGGCGCGGUACAUCUGUCGAUGAGGACGCUCUUGUCGAUGCGCUCGAGAAGGGAGAGAUUGGCGGUGCGGCGCUGGAUGUCUUUGAGACUGAGCCUCUUCCUGAGCCGAGUAGGAUCUGGAAGGCUCCUAAUACUAUUGUGUCGCCGCAUGCGGCUGGUGGAAGACCUCAAGGUGCUGAGGGGCUUAUCGCUGAUAACCUAAGACGGUUUAGGGCGACGCAGGAGUUGAAGAACCUCAUUUAG
This is a messenger RNA of Fusarium subglutinans, 945 nucleotides long. Its product is annotated as d-isomer specific 2-hydroxyacid dehydrogenase. The coding region runs from base 1 to 945 and encodes 314 amino acids. The transcript has a single exon. Gene Ontology annotation, molecular function: NAD binding. NCBI's taxonomy places the organism in Eukaryota, Fungi, Ascomycota, Sordariomycetes, Hypocreales, Nectriaceae. The record is from RefSeq and is a predicted model, not a curated record.